AAAAAUAGUAAUAGUAAUAAUAAAUAAAAAAUAAUAGCUCCUCUGCUUUCAAUGAACUCCCUUUAUCGAUAACAAUUACAGAAAUGAACGAACCUCAACGUACCCCUCAAUAACAACAGCAGCAGCAGCGGCAACAGUAGCAGCAGCAGCAGCGGCAGCAGCGGUAGCAGCAGCAGCAGCAGCUGCAAGAUAAACAAAAACAAGGAGAGUAAAGAGCAUCCCUUAACGCAACCCCCCAUAAAAAAAAAAACAAACACACAGGGGGGGAAAAAUGAACAAUCCCCUGUAUAACCUCACAACGGCACCACCUAUACCAUUGACAAACGCAAGAGGGAUCGCUUCAUAGAUGGACCUUCUCCUGGUUCCCCUCACCCCCCUCGCUUAGUCUUUUCCAUACAUAAACACAUACAUACACACAUAUAUAUAACAUAAGACCACAGCAAAAAAGCAUAUAUACACGCAUAUAUACACACUCGCUGUAUAGCAUUAAACAACACUACGUGCUGUUGGUUCCAUUGGCGGGUGAUUUUUCUCAUCACCACCAAUACCCUCUGAUUUGGGGGGUGAGGAAGGAGAACCGGGAGUUAAGAUACGAUGCUUGGGGUGCUAAAUUUCGAAUGUAUCCUGGAUGACCCCGACCAGGUGUACACUGCAGGUGAUAAGAUCAAAGGCAGCCUCAGUAUACACCUGAGGUCGCCGAUUGCCAUCACAGGUGUUACUAUUUACUUCAAAGGAGCAGCUCGGGCAAAAUGGUGUGAAUUAAUGGACAACGGUAGCAGGAGAACCGAAAUAGAGCAUGAUAAAGAAGAAAUAUACUUUGACGACCGAUUCUGCUUGUGGGGCAAAGAUGUUACUUGCGAACAAGAUAACCCAGUCGUUGAUGACAAAGGAGGUUGGGAAAGUUUGGAAAUUCUUGAAAAAGGAAGUCAUGUUUUCCCUUUCCUCUAUCGACUCCCACAUUCGUUACCAUGUUCUUUUGAGGGUCCUGAUACAUUUGUACGUUACACAGUGCAAGGCAAGAUAAGUGGCAGGGAUUACGAAGUCAAUACUAAGGAAAAACCUUUCAGCAUCUUCAAAGACUAUGAUCCUCAUUUAGAAAACAGUUGUGAAGGUGACGUAGACUCUGUGUACUCACCAAUUGAGGAUUAUACUGAGAAGAGCCUUGGUAAUGGCUGUUGUCAAACAGGCCAUGUUUCUUGUUCCCUAAUGCUCAAGAAACAGAUUUUUGUACCCGGUGAGAAUAUAAUUGCAACUAUAACUCUCCAAAAUAUAUCCUUCCGGAAAUGUGGAUCAUGUAAUAUGCAGUUGAAACAGAUUGUCCGAUGUAGUGAUUCCUGUCCAGUUGUUGUAAUUGUGGCAAGUUCCAAGUUGUGUGAAUCAAUUCGGCCUGGACAGAGCUGUCAUUGGCAAGGAUAUGAAUUUACUGUGCCUCCAACGUGUCCAUCCCGACUGGAUAUGUGCAAAAUCAUCAGCAUCAAAUAUUGUGUGGCGAUUGAUACAGCAUUUGAUGAUUUCAACCUUUAUGCUGCUGUUCCAAUUGUUAUAGCAACCAUUCCUGAAACAGGUACAGAAGUUGCAAAAUGGUCCUACAGAGGAAGCCAGAGCUCAAAAAAGGGUGCUUAUCAAGAGGCAGCGGAACUUCCCCACACAGAGUUUGCGCCGAAAUACAAGGUCUAUGACUACCUCCCGGGACAAACCAAUCGAGACACGACUAUGCUUAUUGAUCUGCCUCAUAGUCCGGGUCAGUCUAAAAGACAACACAGGAAAUCAAAUUUGGACAAUUCUGUAAUAUGCAAUGAUGAUGAUAAAGAGGAAACAUCAUUAAAGGCUGCUAAAACAUAAUGGAAUCCUUUCAGUUGGGGGUUUCUGAAUUAAUUCCAUUCAAAUCUUAUUCCGAAAAAUCAACCAUUGAAGAGAAGAGAGUAAAAUAAAACUGAUUUGUGUUCAUUUAUUUUUAUAAUCGAAAGUCAUCUGUUCAAACAUAACUACUCAAAUAAUUUCAAUAACUCAAUGAAAAUACAUAUAAAUUGAUUGAAUGUUAAAGAUUGAAGAGAAUAUAACAUUUUUUAAAGCAUUUUCAUUCAGUUUCCAUCAAAAAUAAACUAAUGUAUGAAGUAAGAAACAAAAACUUCACCAAAAAUUAUAAGAAAAAAACUAUAUAACAGUUGUCUAUAGGUCACUUCUAAAAAUUUGGAAUGGUUAAUGACCCACACUGGAACAUAAUGCCUAUAAAUGAUAGCAUGCAACACUGACAAAACAGAAAUUGCUUACAAGCUGGCAUUUAAUAAAGAAUUGUCGAAACAUAUUAAAUGAAAUUUGAUGACAGAUUUUGCCUAUGUCUGGCACACAAAUUAGAAAUUUCCUCAACAUCCAUUGUAUGAAACAGGAAUUGCAUGCAGUAAGUACACAAGACUGAAAUUGCCUUUAACUGGAAUAAAAUGGAGAAACUGCUACACAUGGCGAAGAAAAUUACCACGAAAAAUUGCUAUAAAGCUGAAAAAUGGCUAUGGAAAUUAAUGAGAAGACUGAUAUAUUUAAGGCUGUACUAUGAGAUUAAAACAUUCUUAAUAAGGAUAUUAUAACUCUUAUACUUCUAUUUAAUCAGUUAGAUUUUCACUUC
Messenger RNA from Octopus sinensis (East Asian common octopus), 2620 nucleotides. Its product is annotated as arrestin domain-containing protein 3. The record is from RefSeq and is a predicted model, not a curated record. The transcript has 8 exons. The coding region runs from base 595 to 1842 and encodes 415 amino acids. Lineage: Eukaryota; Metazoa; Mollusca; Cephalopoda; Octopoda; Octopodidae. Gene Ontology annotation, biological process: protein transport. Gene Ontology annotation, cellular component: cytoplasm.